CACAGAGCGUGGGGGAGAGGGAGGAAGAAGGACCCAGAGAGAGGUGACGUGUGUGUCCCCUUGCGCCUGCCCGUCUGCCUGCACCCCAGGAAUGGGGGCCCCAGUAACCUGCCUGCUGCUCCUCCUGCACCUCACAGCUGGGACGUCUGCAGAGCCGCACUAUGUGGUGGUGAGCCCAGCCGAGCUCUACCACCCGCACACGGGGACGGUGUCAGUUCAUCUCGGCGACCUCAACGAGACCGUCCGGGUGAGCGUCCGGCUGGAGAGGGGGGAUGGGCCCAGUGCUAUCACCCUGCUGGAGAGAGAGGUCCGGGAGCCCCGUCUGCACGAGAACGUGCGCUUCCAGGUUCCAGCCCCGUCCGGGGGGCAGCAGGAAGUGGCAGAGCUGCAUGUCUCGAUCCGGGGAGAUGCCCUGCAGUUCUCUGAGCGGAAGAAGGUGCUGCUGCGGGCGCUGCAGCCCGGGACCUUUGUGCAGACAGACAAGGCCGUCUACAAGCCGGGACAGACAGUGAAGUUUCGAAUCGUCAGUUUGGACAAAGACUUCGUUCCCAUUACCCGGAAGCUGCCCCUGGUGACCGUGCAGGAUCCCAGCGGGAACCGCAUCGCCCAGUGGCGAGAUGUGACUCCGCAGCAGGGCAUCGUGGAUCUGUCCCUCCCGCUGUCUGCAGAGCCGGCCCUGGGGACGUACGCCAUCGAGGCGCAGGGGACGAGGCACUCGUUCAGCGUGGAGGAAUACGUGCUGCCCAAGUUUGAAGUGACCCUGGAGCUGCCCCCCGUGAUGACGGUGCUGGAUGAGAUGCUCCUGCUGCGGGUGUGCGGCCGAGACACCUACGGGAAGCCCGUCCUGGGGAGGGUCCAGGCCAGCCUGUGUCGGAAGGAAAUAUCAGAAGAUCCCUGGUACGGGGUUCUGUGCACGGAGCUUACUGGCCAGACUGACAGCAACGGCUGCUUUUCCAGAGAGGUGGAGAUGGCUCGCUUAGUGCCGACCGACUCUGGCUAUGGGAUGAUCCUGCAGGCCAAGGCGUCUCUCGUGGAGGACGGGACAGGGGUGCAGUUCAACACGACCAAGCACUGCAACAUCAUGUCUAAAAUCCCUAUGGUGACCUUUGAGGACACUGAUGCUACCUACAAGGCUGGAAUCCCCUACACUGGCAAGAUGCUCCUGAAGGCGGCAGAUGGCUCUGCGCUGAAGAAUGAGAAGCUGCAGCUCUUUGUUAGCUCUGGGGAUGAGAAUAAGAACCAGACCUUCCUGACGGACGAGUCUGGCAGAGCCUCCUUCGAGCUGGACACCUCCGGCUGGACCGGGAGCGUCACUCUGAGGGGGCACUUCAAGCAGGUGAACGACAGCGCUGAGCAUGACAGAGUCUCUCCUAGUUACCCGGAUGACGAACGUUACCUGCAGCCCUUCUACUCCAAGAGCCAGAGUUUCCUGAAGAUCCGCUGGCUGGGAGGGGGGCUGCCCUGCGACCAGGCCCAGCAGCUCCAGGUGGAUUACGUCAUUGCUAGGGAGGCCCUGGAGAACGGGUCCAGGAGCCUGGAGUUCAUCUUCCUGGUCGUGGCCAAGGGAGCCAUUGCCAGGAUCCUCCACAAGGGGCUGGACCUCAGGGAGGGGGCUGGGCUGAAGGGCUCCUUCUCUGUGGAGCUGCCCGUCGGAGCUGACCUGGCGCCCGCUGCCAAGGUGCUGGGUUACACGGUGCUGCCCGAUGGCGAGAUGGCUGCCGACAGCUCCCGGCUGCACGUGCCCAAGUGCCUCCCGAACAAGGUGAAGCUGGCCUUCUCGCAGGACCGGGCCCUGCCGGGCUCAGAGCUCCAGCUGCGGGUGCAGGCUGCCCCCGGGUCCCUGUGCGCCGUCCGCGCCGUGGAUCAGAGCGUGCUGCUCAUGAAGCCCGAGGCCGAGCUCAGCGUCGACACGGUCUAUAACCUGCUCCCGGAUUUUCCCCGAGGAGACUAUCCUGACGCAGUGCGAGAGCCUGAGUCAUGUCCUUCUACGCACAGUGCCAUUCUAGUUGCUCACUGCCGUGCCUUAGGUCCCAGGUGGAGGUGUCGCAGAGGGACUAGCAGCCGGACUCCCACACUGGCUAACGCCUACAGCCUGUUUAAGGAUGCGGCUUUGAAAAUUCUCACCAACACCAUCACCGAGGAGCCCUGUGAACAUGAACACUUUUUAACACGUCAUGCUGUCCUAGCCUCACCUGUCUGGCGUGGCCCCGCAUUGUCCUCACCAGGCAUGAUCCCUGGGGCAGCACAUGUGGACAGUGCAGCAGGGACCCCAGUGAGCAAUGCCCGGCCUGUGCCAGAAGCCUGCACCCAGGAGGAGCCAGCGCCACGUCCGUACUUCACAGAGACGUGGCUGUGGGACCUGGUGCCUGUGGGCGAGGGGGGCUCCAAGGACGUCCCAGUCUCGGUGCCCGACACCAUCACGGAGUGGAAAGCUGGGAUGUUCUGCACGGCGGAGCUGGGCUUUGGGCUCUCGCCCAUGGCCACCUUCACGGCCUUCAAACCCUUCUUUGUGGAGCUGGCCUUGCCGUACUCCGUGAUCCGGGGAGAGGCCUUCGCCCUAAAGGCCACCGUCUUCAACUACCUGCGGCAGUGCAUCAAAGUGCGGGUGACGCUGGCAGAGUCUGCGCAGUUCCAGGUGCAGGCGGGCGAGGACGGUGCCUACACCAGCUGCCUCUGUGCAGACGAAAGGAAAACCUUCCUGUGGGAGGUGACGGCGACCAGCCUGGGGGAGGUGAACUUCACCGUCAGCACUGAGGCUCUGCACACCGAGGAGCUGUGCGGCACAGAGCUGGCCGUGGUGCCGGCCCAGGGGCGAGUGGACACUGUGAUAAAGCCCCUGCUGGUCCAGCCGGGGGGGAUCCUGGAGGAGAAGGCGCACAGCUCCCUGCUCUGCCAGGAAGCCUCCGAAGAAAUCUCCUUGCAGCUGCCUGUGAACGUCCUGGCGGGGUCCGAGCGGGCCCACGUGACUGUCCUGGGAGACAUAAUGGGCACGGCUCUGCAGAACACAGUACAUCUGCUGGCCAUGCCCGACGGCGAUGGAGAGAAGAACAUGGUCCGGUUCGCUCACAACAUCUACAUCCAGCAGUGCCUGGAGAAGAGCGGGCAGCUGAGCCCAAAGAUCAGAGACGAGGCCAAGGGAUUCCUCCAGAGCGGCUACGAGGGCGAGCUGCUCUAUAAGCACAACGACGGCUCUUACAGCACCUCCAGGGAGAGUGACGCCAGGGGCAACACCUGGCUGACGGCCUUCGUUCUCAAGUCCUUUGGCCAGGCCAGGCCCUACAUCUCCAUCGACGAGAAGCACGUAGAAGAUGCCCUAAGGUGGCUGCAGCGCCGCCAGCGGAAGACCGGCUGCUUCCGCAGUGUGGGGAAGCUGUUGAACAACGCCCUGCAGGGCGGCAUGGUGGACGAACUCUCUGUCUCGGCUUACGUCACGGCGGCGCUGCUGGAGCUGGGGCAGCCGCUUACGGACAGCAUGGUGACCAGGGCCCUCCAGUGCCUCCGGGAGUCGAGCACCAGCGACCUCUACACGCAGGCGCUGCUGGCCUACGCCUUCGGGCUGGCGGGGAGCACUGAGCUGCGGGACGCCCUCCUGCAGCGCCUGGCCCAGCACAGCGUCAGCGCCGGGGAACAGCUCCACUGGCAGGGGAAGCCCAGCUCCUACGGGAACAAGGCCCCAUCGGCGGAGGCAAUGACGGCUUACGUGCUCCUGGCCUAUCUCUCCCUGCCCAACGUAUCUGCUGCCGACAUGACGACCGCCGCCCAGAUCGUCCGCUGGCUCAGCAAGCAGCAGGACAUCUACGUGGGCUUCAUCUCCACGCAGGACACGGUGGUGGCCCUGCAGGCCCUGGCCAAAUACGCGGCCCUGACGUACAUUGCGAGCGGGGCUGUGUCGGUGACGGUGAGCUCCCAGGCCGGGGCCCGGCAGCAAUUCCACGUGGACAACGCCAACCGGCUGGUGCUGCAGCGAGCGGCCCUGCAGGAGAUCCCCGGGCAGUACACGGUGCGGGCCAGCGGCAAGGGCUGUGUCUUUGUGCAGCUCACUCUGCGCUACAACGUGCCGCCCCCAAAGAGCGCCGCGACCUUUGACCUGCGGGUGGAGACGGAGCCGAAGGAGUGCACCGAGAGCGCCACAUCCCGCUUCAGCCUCGUGCUGCACGCCCGGUACAGCGGGGAGCACCCAGCCACCAACAUGGCCAUCAUCGAGGCCAAGCUGCCGUCUGGCUACACCCCCGUCCAGAGCUCCCUGCGGCAGCUGGAGAAGCAGCCUUUGGUGAAGAGGCUGGAGGUGCAGAAUGACCAGGUGAUGCUCUAUCUGGACCAGCUGACGAAGGAGGCGGCGAGUUUCACCUUCUCCCUGGAGCAGGAUUUCCCUGUGAAGAAUCUCAGAGCAGCCCCAGUGAGACUGUACGAUUACUACGAGAUGGGUGAACACACAGAGGCUGAGUACAGCGCCCCCUGUGGCUCAGCCCCUGACGCCGACAUGAUGGAAAAUUCCCACUGAAGCCCCCACCCCUGCUGGGCAGCCCCCUCCCCUCCCAUCCGAAGAGCCCCUUGCUGGCAGCCGACACCCCAGGAUCGAGGGGCACGGACAGGCCUCGUCUCAGCUGCUUCCCUUCCCCGAACCAGCUUCACUAUCCCCCUUAGCACCUUCUUCAGCCAACGCCUCCCCGUUCGCUCUGCAAACAUCCCACCUGCUCUCCCAUCUCUCAGCCCCCAGACCGGCCCGCGUGAUCCCAGCUGUCUGUCACACGCGGGUAUCAGCGCCUGCAGUGGGGACCCCUGGGGUUUGCUGCCCGUCCUGCCUGGAGCAGCAGGUUCAGUGUAAAACAAAAUAGAAAAACCCACCU
Messenger RNA from Mauremys mutica (yellowpond turtle), 4847 nucleotides. RefSeq names its product alpha-2-macroglobulin-like protein 1. Gene Ontology annotation, molecular function: endopeptidase inhibitor activity. The record is from RefSeq and is a predicted model, not a curated record. Gene Ontology annotation, cellular component: extracellular region. The transcript has 36 exons. Lineage: Eukaryota; Metazoa; Chordata; Testudines; Geoemydidae. Bases 92 to 4501 code for a protein of 1469 amino acids.